This is a messenger RNA of Salvia splendens (bonfire salvia), 252 nucleotides long. RefSeq names its product glycine-rich RNA-binding protein-like. The transcript has 2 exons. Lineage: Eukaryota; Viridiplantae; Streptophyta; Magnoliopsida; Lamiales; Lamiaceae. The record is from RefSeq and is a predicted model, not a curated record. Bases 1 to 252 code for a protein of 83 amino acids.
AUGAGGAACGCGAUUGAGGGGUUGAAUGGCCGCAGCAUCACCGUCAACGAGGCUCAGUCUCGCGGCAGCGGUUGCAGAGGCGACGGUGGUUCCGUGGCCCUCGUCGUGAUGGCAGAGGCUAUGGAGGCAGUAGCGGCGGCGGUGGCUACGGAGGGCGGUGGCGGUUCUGGAGGAGACGGUGGCAGUGGAUAUGGCCGUCGUGAGGGCAGUGGUGGUUAUGGCGGCGGCAGCCGUGGCAGUUACGGAGUGUGA